Molecule: messenger RNA, 549 nt
Organism: Brugia pahangi
Lineage: Eukaryota; Metazoa; Nematoda; Chromadorea; Rhabditida; Onchocercidae
Source: the annotation of a GenBank genome assembly
AUGGACAUACAUCAUUUCUCUAUUUCAGAUAUUCUGAAUCAUUCAUCGCGUAUUAACCAGCAGUCAUAUUUCAUAAAUGAAAUGAAAGUGACUACGGGAUCCAUUUUGUGUACAGAUCAUGAAAUUGCUAUUAAAACUCAGCCUUAUUCAUCAAAAAAGAAAGAAUAUGGCGAACCUCCUGACGUCUUCUGUCUUGAUUCAUCUUCUAUAGAAUUUUUGUAUUCGAUAUUUGACAAUCGAUUUUCUGCCAAAAACAAUACCAAAACAAAUACAAGUGAGUCAUGUAAGGUAAAUCGCCAAAAUCAGAAACUGGUUCCAUGUCUGCCUUGGCAACAGUUUCUACAUCGUGUUCGUGGUAGAGUCAAAUACCACAUAGGAAGACUGACGAAUCUUAAGAAAAUUGGGUCUGACAAGUUGGAUGACUGUGAGCAAGAAGUGAUCUUAAAACAAAAUCAGGCAAAAGAAAUUUUCAACAAGAUACACAACAAACAUGUGCAAAUGCUGAAAGAACUGCCAAAUGCUGGAGUAGCCGAGUUAGUAAUUUACUAG